AUGCCUAAAAAUUUAAAGCAAACAAAAAAUAAACGAAUUAAACCUUUUAUUAUUGGUUCAAAUAACGUAGAAAACAAUUCCGUGUUGAAUAUAGAAACUAAUAUUAGCAGUUCCAAUAUUGUUCUUUCUGAACUCAAGCUGAAAUUCCCUCCUAUUUUAACAACGGACGAACUUAUUAAGAAUGCUAUUAAAUCCAACACUUCUAGUAAGGUUAAAACACUUCCAAACGCUUUUAUCGCGUACAGAAUGGCGUUAAUUAAAGAAUAUCAUAAAAAUAAUAUUAAGUUACCACCUAUGGGCCAAUUUUCCAAAAUUACAAAGCAAUCUUGGGAUAAGGAAACAGAAAAUGUAAAAGAUUUUUACAUUAAACUAGCUAAGGAUGCAAAAUCCCUUUACAUGAAAAACAAAACUAUUCAACUCGUAUUUGAUAGACACAUGAGCGACAGUCAGAUUACUACGGGUGAUUCAGAAUAUUAUGUCAACCAUACAGGAGCUCUUUCUCUUGAGAAUUCUACCGUUUGCGUUACGAAUUCUUCUGAAACAAGUAUUGAAGACAACAGCUCUAAUAAUCUUUCCAUUAAUAUCAAACCCACUUUAACACAAAUGAACUCAUCAAAAAUGCCAUUAAAUCAAACACACCAUAAAAAAUUAGAGCAAGAAUGUUUCCAAACGGUUUUGUCACUUAACUGA
Messenger RNA from Funneliformis mosseae, 690 nucleotides. The record is from the annotation of a GenBank genome assembly. Lineage: Eukaryota; Fungi; Glomeromycota; Glomeromycetes; Glomerales; Glomeraceae.